This is a messenger RNA of Ciona intestinalis (vase tunicate), 1746 nucleotides long. NCBI's taxonomy places the organism in Eukaryota, Metazoa, Chordata, Ascidiacea, Phlebobranchia, Cionidae. The record is from RefSeq and is a predicted model, not a curated record.
UUUCCAGGACAUAAGAUAGAAAAUAAAAUCUGGUGAAUGCAUUCUGUUUCUAAAUUGCCGCUUGGUCGUUUUGCAAGAUGUGUAAUAACACAUCCCAACCUAACUCGGCAACCAGCCUUCUUUGUUCCAUGUCAUAAUACGGCUAAUGACGUCACAGCCACCAAUAUCGAAGCUUAUAACGAACCAGGGUUCCGGGAUACGCCCACCAAACAACUUGUACGAGCAGCUGUCGUAUUAAGGCUAAGUUCAUUCGACUUCCUUGUCAAGCAUGCAGACACGCUUUUCAGAUUGGGUAAUGGGGUCCUGGGCAAGACCUUGUUUGGAAAAGUGAUGUCUGCAACAUUCUAUGGACAAUUCUGCCCUGGUAGUAAAUAUGAAGAUGUAAAAAAGGCCGCUGUAGCUAUGCAAGAAGCUGGGGUGACACCUUUCUUCAGUAUACCUGCUGAAGAGGAGAGUAAAGUCUUUACUAAUGGAGAUGUGGAGAAGUGGUAUGCUGACAACACACAGACCAUUAUCGACUGUAUUGAUAUGACAAGCAAAGUUAAUAUUAAUGGAAGUCCUAAGUUAUGUCAUAUAAAGUUGACCGCUUUCAUGGACCAAGCAUUAUGUAAAGUCUUAAGUGACGCAAUUAUCGCAAACAAUGGAGAUGAUAAUGCAAUUCUUGAAUCAAUAAAAAGCUUUGAUAAAAAGCCUGUUCAUUUGGACUUUUUAAGUGAUGCUGAAAAUCAACAUCUAACAGAAUCAUUGCUUCGGUAUGAUCGAAUAUGUGCGCACGCUGCAAAACAAGAUGUUUCAGUGUAUAUUGAUGCUGAGUACAUUUCAUUCAACCCAGCCAUUUAUUUGACCUGUAAAGCAAUGAUGUUAAGGCAUAACAAAACCAAGCCAGUGGUACAAAUUACAAUUCAAGCAUAUCUUAAGAAAGCAAAAAUGGAAGCUGAGAAGUUUAUAAAGUGUUGUCAAAAUUCUGAUAUCUUCUUUGGUGCAAAGAUUGUCAGGGGAGCUUACAUGGUAACUGAGCAACAACGAGCUCUGGACCAAGGUUACGAAGACCCAAUAUGUGAUGGUUUGGAUGCUACACAUGCAAACUACAAUGGUAUUGUGAAGAACCUUUUGCGGGCGAUAUCUCGAAAAGAAAAAGUUCAUUUAAUGGUGGCUUCACAUAAUGAAGAUAGUGUAACACACGUGGUGCGCAGAAUGAAAAAGUUAGGGAUUGAACCGAAUGAGGGAAAAGUUGUGUUUGCCCAAUUGUAUGGGUUGUCGGACCAUGUUUCAAACUGGCUUGGUGAAAAUGGAUACCUGAUAUACAAAUCUACUCCACUGGGAACAAUAGAAGACACAAUGCCAUAUUUAUACCGACGUGCGCAAGAAAACAACAGUAUUACUAAAGGGGAUAAACGAGACAGAGCUCUUAUCAAUAUCGAACUAAGCAAAAGACUUCGUCAAUUUGUUUUUUUCUGGCGCAAAGAUGAGUAUCAUACAUUGCAAUAAAUUGUUUUCUUCCUAUUUGUUUUAUUAUUGUCCUUUUGCAAAGUAUGUUAUAGCUCCCUGCUAAAUCAGCUAAACCAUGCAUAGGCCCAUGCUUUUUAGAUGUGUUUUGCAAAAUGAUACUGUUUUGUACAAAUGAUCUUGCUUUAUUCACCCAGUGAACCAGUAAUAAGGAUUUGGUUGAUUUUAAUACAUACGCUUGUCUACAACAUUGCUGUAAAGGCUUAUUAGACUUAUUUCCUUGAACCUGUUUUAUACACA